Helianthus annuus (common sunflower) is the source of this 2144-nucleotide messenger RNA. Its product is annotated as probable tRNA (guanine(26)-N(2))-dimethyltransferase 1. Lineage: Eukaryota; Viridiplantae; Streptophyta; Magnoliopsida; Asterales; Asteraceae. The record is from RefSeq and is a predicted model, not a curated record. Gene Ontology annotation, biological process: tRNA N2-guanine methylation. The transcript has 12 exons. Bases 192 to 1958 code for a protein of 588 amino acids. Gene Ontology annotation, cellular component: nucleus. Gene Ontology annotation, molecular function: RNA binding.
UGAACUAAAAAUAGGGUUUCCACUUUACAAACUGCCCUACUUACAUACAUGCACCUGUUUCAUAAAUCAUAAUAUUUGCAGAACAAUAUUUCACAUAUAACCACCACCACCACCACCACCACCACAACCUCGUACUCACUUCCGCCGCAGACAAUAACACCGGCCACCGUAUCAGGAGGAGUUCCAGUAACAUGGGAGGCGGUGAAGAGACAAAAACAGGGGAGGAAGAGAAGCUGUUUGAUCUCAAUGAUUACACCAUAAUUAAAGAAGGAGAAGCUGAGAUUUUGAUGCAUACUAAAAAUGAAGUCUUUUACAAUAAAACCCAGGUUAACAAUAGAGAUAUGUCUAUUGCUGUCCUGAGGACAUUUAUAUCAAAACGUAAAGAAGAACACGAAGCACUACUGUCUAAAAGAAUAAAAAAGGUGUUAAAGGUAUCAGAAGAUCGUGAUUCAGGAUCAGAUCCACCAACUGAUUCUCCAAAGCCUAAUGGAAAGCCUAAUGGUGAAUGUGAAGAAAAACCCGAUAAUGAACCAUGUGACACCUGUGCAGAACCAGAAAAACUACCAGAGGGUAAAGGCCAAGGAGAAUUAAAACCACCUAGAGUGCUUGAGGCUCUGUCUGCUUCAGGGUUGAGAGCUCUAAGAUAUGCUCGUGAAGUAGAAGGGAUCGGGCAAGUUGUGGCACUGGACAAUGAUAAAGCAUCUGUUGAGGCUUGCAGGAGAAACAUUAAAUUCAACGGUUCAGUUGCAACUGCAAAGGUGGAAUCAAACCUUGCUGAUGCUCGAGUAUAUAUGCUCACUCAUCCAAAGGAAUUUGAUAUGGUUGAUCUUGAUCCGUAUGGUUCACCAUCUGUGUUCCUGGACUCUGCAGUUCAGUCAAUUGCUGACGGAGGGAUGCUGAUGUGUACAGCAACGGAUAUGGCAGUUUUAUGUGGAGGCAACGGAGAAGUCUGCUAUUCUAAAUAUGGUUCCUACCCACUGAAAGCAAAAUAUUGCCACGAAAUGGCUUUGCGGGUCCUCCUUGCGUGCAUUGAGAGUCAUGCAAAUCGAUACAAGCGAUACAUUGUCCCUGUGUUAUCUGUCCAGAUGGACUUUUACGUACGGGUAUUUGUUCGCAUAUACACGUCAGCAGGUGCCAUGAAAAACACUCCACUCAAGCUUUCAUAUGUUUAUCAAUGUACCGGUUGUGAUUCUUUUCAUCUCCAACCGCUCGGUAGGACAGUCUCUAAGAAUACAAGUGUGAGAUAUCUCCCGGGGUUUGGUCCUGUUGUUCCUCAAGAGUGCAGUGACUGCGGUAAAAAGUAUAACAUGGGGGGACCGAUUUGGUCAGCUCCUAUUCAUGAUCAAGAUUGGGUGACAUCAAUAUUAUCAGAUGUGAAGUCUAUGAAGGCGCGUUAUCCUGCUUUUGAUCGGAUAUCUGCUGUCCUAACAACAAUUUCAGAGGAAUUACCGGAUGUUCCACUUUUUGUGAGUCUGCACAGUCUUUGUGCAACCCUAAAGUGCACUUCACCUUCUGCAGUGGUAUUUAGGUCUGCUGUAAUCAAUGCUGGAUAUCGUAUUUCUGGAACUCAUGUGAACCCGUUAGGGUUAAAAUCUGAUGCUCCUAUGGACGUUAUAUGGGAUAUCAUGCGUUGUUGGGUUAAAAAAUAUCCUGUGAAAGCCCAACCGCCAGAGCAUUCCGGAAGUGUGAUUCUAGCUAAGGAACCCGUGCUUCAGGCUAAUUUUGCUCGAGCGGUUGCAUCACUUAGCAAGGCUCAAGCAAAGAAAGUAGCCCGUUUUCUACCAAAUCCUGAACGACAUUGGGGCCCAAAACUGCGGGCCGGGCGGACCAUCACUAGCAAACAUGCGUCUCUUUUGGGCCCAGAGACGGUGAAUGGGAUUCUUAAUAAUAAUGAAGAGCAAGGGGAAGAGCCUGAAGCGAAACGUAAGAAGACACAAGAUUCUAGUUCCAUUUCAUGAUAUAAGAGUAAAAUUGGAAGCUUUUAUACGCAUUUCUCCUGAUUUUGUUCUGCAUUUCUGUGCAGAGUGAAUCCAAUUUGUAAUCUUAGCGGUCAACCACGUGUUGGAAUAAUUUUGUGAAAAAGAUAUAAAUUGGUUGAAGGGUGGAUGUGUUCUGUAUGGAAGUUUACAAGUGUUGAAGUUGCA